Monomorium pharaonis (pharaoh ant) is the source of this 1525-nucleotide messenger RNA. RefSeq lists its product as uncharacterized. The coding region runs from base 607 to 1284 and encodes 225 amino acids. The record is from RefSeq and is a predicted model, not a curated record. Gene Ontology annotation, molecular function: DNA binding. The transcript is spliced from 9 exons. Lineage: Eukaryota; Metazoa; Arthropoda; Insecta; Hymenoptera; Formicidae.
AGAAAUACCAAUAACAUGGCUCAUAGAAAAUAAUAAUGCCGAUAAUCUGUUGUGCUGGUGGCCGCCUAAAUCAGCAAACUGUCCACAGCUGAUUGCAAACUAUGCAAGUCCAGAGUUUAAUACAUGGGAGUGCUACCAACAUCUAAAUAUUUCUAUAGAGCAAAAUGGAUAAUAAUAAGUGUCUUUUACUGGAAUUCGUUAAUGAAAAUAAAAAAAUUGCUGUUGGUUAUGAAGACUGGCUGCAAAAUAAAAUAAAUGAUGAAGAGGAAUACUUAAAUAUAAUUAAAAAUAAAAACGAAAUUGAAAUAAAAUGGCCUGAUUGCGACAUUGCACCAGCAUCAAUCAUGAAAAAAAGAGUACGAACGUGUGACUGGAAAAUAGUUGCGGCAAAGAUACUUUCCUUUGGUGAAUGGAUUAAAAUGUGCGAACAACGGGACAAUCUAGAAACAUAUGGAGUUUUAGAACCAACUAAAGGACAAAGGAAAUCAAUGUGUAAAAAACAAUGGAGUGACGAUGAAAAAGAGAAUAGUCAGAAUAAAAAGAAAUACAAAAAAAGUGGGAUAAAACGUGGAACUACUGAAACCAAAACUACUGAAACUCAAAACUAUGGACCGAAGUAAAGAUAAUGAAAAAUAUUGUGGACAAUCUUCAGAUGAUGACAGCUCUUCAAAAAUGUCGCAGCAUUUAAUACAAGAGAACGACACUUUAAAGAAAGAAAAUGAUGAUUUAAAAAAGGAAAAUAUGGCAUUGCGUAUAUCACUUUCUUGUAUUAAAAAUUUGCCGAGAAUAAACAAUUUGGUGGAGAACGUACUUCUUAAAACAGAGAAACUUAACGACAAAGUUGAUUUCACUGACUUUAAAAAAAGUAAAAAUGAGAUAAAUACUACAAAUAACAUAUUAGAAAUGGAAUCAAAUAAAGAAUCUAAUAAUGAAAAAAUGAUUGAUCUUGGUGAAACAGGUGUCCUUGUAAGUGCUAGUCGUCUUCGAAAUUGUAACAGAAAUAGUAUUUCGCAAUACACAUGCGAUUUACUAUCAGUAGUUUUUUCUAAAGAAGAACUGGCAUCAUGUAGUUUAACGGGAAAAAUUGCUAAUACUAUGAAAGGAGCAAAUAUAACACCUAAAGAACGUUUAAAUCCAAAACGUCUUGAAGCAAUUGAAGCUCAUGUGUUUUCAAUAUUUGAGUGUAAUAAGGACACUCAAAAACUUUUUAAAGCAGCUGUCAGACAGAAAUGUAACAAUGCUGUACCUCGAGCAAAGAAAAACCAGACCAAAGAAAACAAAUAACUUUCCUCGGUGCAAUUACUACUUUUACGAAAAUAGUGAUAUAUAUGUGAUAUAUAUAAGUUACAUAUCGUGCCUUUGGUAAAUACAGUGGAAAUUGAUUAAAUAAUUUAUCGUUUAUUAAAUUUAUCCUAAUGUAAUUCUUUAUGAGUUAAAAUUUUGUUCUUUUAUAUGUACACAUGUAAAUGUUUCUUGCAAAAAAUAUGACUAAAAAGUUAUAUAUUGUAUUUAAAAUAAAAAAAUA